AUGUCGGAGAACGAUGACGACAAUAAUAAUAGUAAAAAGAAGAACAAAAAUGACAUGACUUUAGAAGAACGCAUCGCCUCGGGAGAGUUCACCAAAGACGCCUCCACCGGCCCUUUGCGCAAAGUCGCGGAUUCCAUAAAAUCCGCCUUGCCUGGGUUUAAAGAGACGGAAAGUCCAAUCAUCAAGGCUUUGAUUUUAUCUCUGACGAAAACGCAAAAGAAAUGGAAGCGAGAGGCGGACAGUCAAAUGCCAGUCGCUUCGGGCGAUAUUCGAGAGAUUGCCGGGCAGCCGGUGUUCGUGCCGCUGUAUAAACUCUUCUUGGCGUACGGGGAACAGUUCGUUUUGGCCAUCGGGCCGAAAAAGUUCGUCGUGGUUUCCGAUAACAAAGUCGCGAAGGAAAUUCUGUUGCACCAGGCGAAAUCGUUCUCGAAAGGUUUACUUUCCGAGAUUUUGGAUUUCGUCAUGGGACAAGGGUUAAUCCCGGCCAACGGCGAGGUGUGGAAGAUUCGCAGAAAGAUUAUCGUCCCGGCGUUGCACCGAAAAUACGUCGCGAGCAUGGUGGAUAUGUUUGGCGAUUGUGGGUUGAAAGGAAGCGCGCAGUUGGCGAGGGCGGAGAUUGACGGGACGUCCGUGGAGAUGGAAAACUUUUAUUCGCGGUUAGCGUUGGAUAUCAUCGGGAAGGCGGUGUUUAAUUACGAUUUCGAUUCGUUGAAAACGGACGAUCCCGUGAUUAAAGCCGUGUAUACGGUGUUGAGAGAGGCUGAAUACAGGUCAGUGACGUUUAUUCCGUAUUGGAAGGUGCCUCCUUUGUCGUAUUUGGUGCCGAGGCAACGCGCGUGUCAAGAAGCCUUGGUCGUCGUGAACGAUACUUUGAACGUGUUGAUUGAACGGUGCAAGAAAAUCGUCGAGGAAUCCGACGACGAGUUCGUCGAAGAAUACAUGAACAAGGAAGACCCGUCGAUUUUGCACUUUUUAAUCGCGUCUGGAGACGACGUGACCUCGAAACAGUUGAGAGACGAUUUGAUGACUUUGUUAAUCGCCGGACACGAAACCACCGCGGCGGUGUUGACGUGGACGACGUUUUUAUUGGCGAAACACCCAGAGGUGAAGGAGAAAGUCUUCGAGGAAGUCGAUCGAGUGUGCGGCGAUCGAUUACCGACGGUGGCUGAUAUGAGGGAGUUGAAAUACACGUCGAGAGUGAUCAACGAGUCCAUGAGAUUGUAUCCGCAGCCGCCGGUGUUGAUUCGCCGAGCGAUCGAACCGGUGAAAUUGGGCGGCUACGACAUCGCCGAAGGGACGGAUUUUUUCAUCUCCGUUUGGAAUUUACACCGAAACCCGAGGUUGUGGGACAAGCCGGAGGAGUUUAUUCCGGAACGAUUCCCAGUCGACGGGAAAGCGCCGGACGAGUACACGGAGGAUUUCGCCUAUUUACCUUUUGGCGGCGGGCAAAGAAAAUGCAUCGGAGACCAGUUUGCGAUUUUUGAAUCCAUCGUUACUUUAGCCAUGAUCAUGCGACGCUUCGAUUUCGAGUUGGACCCGAAGUUUCACCCGGACGGCGAGUGUGGCAUGACCACCGGGGCAACCAUUCACACGACCACCGGUUUACACGUAAAAUUAAAGCGAAGAAAUAAACACGGCGGCGAGGAGAUGAAUGGAGAAUAUACGGCGUCGACGAAGGAGUCGCUGCCGGUGUACAAAUCCUUGGACGAGUUGGACGAUAUCGACGUCGCGAGUGGGGAUCCACACGCCGGUGGGAGCAAUGGGACGCAAAGCGGAAAGUUAGAAGACGCGGCGGUAUCUAUUUCCGUGGCGGAACAAAUCGUCGAGGCGGAGAAAACUAGAGCGCGGUAA
Messenger RNA from Bathycoccus prasinos, 1851 nucleotides. RefSeq lists its product with no specific name. NCBI's taxonomy places the organism in Eukaryota, Viridiplantae, Chlorophyta, Mamiellophyceae, Mamiellales, Bathycoccaceae. Gene Ontology annotation, cellular component: chloroplast. The record is from RefSeq and is a predicted model, not a curated record. The transcript has a single exon. Gene Ontology annotation, molecular function: oxidoreductase activity, acting on paired donors, with incorporation or reduction of molecular oxygen; iron ion binding; beta-carotene 3-hydroxylase activity. Bases 1 to 1851 code for a protein of 616 amino acids. Gene Ontology annotation, biological process: xanthophyll biosynthetic process.